UUCCUGAAAAAAAAAUUAAUAUCCCAAAAUUACAAAAAUAGGGUUUGAUUAUUUAUUGUUUUCCUAGGUUUCCAUUCACUGAGAAAAUCACAGUUGCUACUCCUUCUCGUUCUCACUGUUAGAAAAUUUUUGUUCAAUUUUUUGCGGGGAAAAAGGGAAUGGCGGCGGCGAUUUCUUCACCGAUGGCUCAGUCCGCGGCUUCCGUGGCUCCGGCUACCGCUCCUGUGGCGGCGGCAUUGGCAGGAGGGCCAUUUUCGAAUGCGUCAUUGUACGUGGGCGAUCUCGAGGGGAACGUGAACGAGACGCAGCUUUAUGAUCUGUUCAACCGAGUGGCUCCUGUGGUCUCCAUUAGGGUUUGCAGGGAUCAGGCCAAGCGAUCCUCUCUCGGUUACGCUUACGUCAACUUUGGCAAUGCUCAAGAUGCGGCGAAUGCCAUGGAGCUUCUGAAUUUCACUCCUUUGAAUGGGAAACCCAUUCGUAUUAUGCUUUCUCAACGAGAUCCAAGCAUUAGGAAAAGUGGAUAUGCCAAUGUGUUCAUUAAGAACCUGGAAACAUCGAUUGAUAACAAGGCAUUACAUGACACUUUUGCUACCUUUGGCACCGUACUUUCUUGUAAGGUGGCUGUUGACAGCAACGGUCAGUCCAAAGGGUAUGGUUUUGUACAGUUUGACAAAGAAGAGGCUGCCCAGAAUGCCAUCAAACAAUUGAAUGGCAUGUUGGUUAAUGAUAAACAAGUGUAUGUUGGACUCUUUGUUAGGCACCAGGAAAGGACACAUGCAAAUGGAUCACCAAAGUUCACCAAUGUGUAUGUGAAAACUUUUUCUGAAACAUAUACUGAUGAGGACUUGAAGAAGCUAUUUAGCCCCUAUGGUACAAUAACUAGUGCAACGGUUAUGAAAGAUAUGAAUGGGAAGUCUAGAUGUUUUGGCUUUGUUAAUUUCCAAAGUCCAGAUUCAGCAGCAAAUGCAGUUGAGAGGUUAAAUGGAACUACUGUCUUGGAUGACAAGGUUUUAUAUGUGGGGAGAGCUCAAAGAAAAGCUGAAAGAGAGGCUGAGCUAAAAGCCAAAUUUGAGCAGGAAAGAAAUAGUAGAUAUGAGAAAUUACAAGGUUCUAAUUUAUACCUGAAAAAUCUUGACGACAACUUCAGUGAGGAAAAGUUGAAGGAUCUAUUUUCUGAGUUUGGAACUAUAACAUCUUGCAAGGUGAUGCUUGAUGCACAUGGGCAUAGCAAGGGGUCUGGUUUCGUGGCCUUUUCUACUCCUGAGGAAGCAAGUAAAGCCUUGAUUGAAAUGAAUGGAAAGUUGAUUGGACAAAAGCCUCUGUAUGUUGCUGUAGCCCAACGCAAAGAAGAGAGGAAGGCUCAUUUGCAGGCUCAUUUUGCUCAAAUCCGAGCACCUGCGGGAAUGGCACCUCUGCCUGCAGGAAUUCCUGGAUAUCAUCCAGGGGCACCAAGACUUGCCCCUCAACAGUUGUAUUUUGGUCAAGGCUCACCUGGCUUCAUACCACCACAGCCUGCUGGAUUUGGUUUCCAGCAGCAAAUCUUGCCUGGAAUGCGGCCUGGUGUUGCUCCAAAUUUCAUUAUGCCAUACCACCUUCAAAGACAGGGUCAGCCUGGGCAGAGGAUGGGUGUUCGACGAAAUGGAAACCUUCAACAGGUGCAGCAGAAAUUAAAUUUUUUAAAGCAGAUGCUACAUCGAAACUCCGAUCAUGGGUUUAGAUAUAUGGCUAAUGGUCGAAAUGGCAUGGAUCCAUCUGUAGUUCCUCAAGGUCUAGUGGGACCAAUCAUGCCAAUGCCCUUUGAUGGUUCAGGAGUUACUGCAGCUCCUAUUGAUAAUCAGCGUCCUGGAGCAUCAUCCACCACACUUGCCUCAGCUUUGGCUUCUGCUACCCCAGACAAUCAGCGUUUGAUGUUGGGUGAACAUCUAUAUCCCCUUGUGGAACGCCUUACAUCAAACCAACAUACAGCAAAGGUGACGGGGAUGUUGCUGGAAAUGGACCAGUCAGAGGUAAUUCAUCUCAUUGAAUCUCCUGAGGACCUGAAGAUAAAGGUGUCUGAGGCAAUGCAGGUCCUUCGUGAAGCUGCAUCAGGAUCUGAAGUUGGUGAUCAGCUUGGCUCGUUAUCAUUGAAUAAAUGAAGUGAUCUCAGUUGUUGUGGUAGAUAUGUUGCAUCUUGUCAUAUGUGAGCCACUUUUUUGAAAAUUAAUGAGCUUAGUAUUAUUUCUGGGGGGGUCUGCCAUUUUAAUUUUUAUCAGGAUCACAUUUUCUUUUUGCAGGAUUAUUGAUUUAUGAGUUGAUACAGAGGGAUUCAAGGAUUUGUUUUGUUAGUCAUUUUAGCAGUUUCAUUUUAGUAUUUUUAAACUAUUUUAUGAUAUUAUUUCAUUUAGGACUGAGUUGGCAGUAGAUUAUCUAGUUUGUUAGCCA
This is a messenger RNA of Gastrolobium bilobum, 2421 nucleotides long. Its product is annotated as polyadenylate-binding protein 3-like. Lineage: Eukaryota; Viridiplantae; Streptophyta; Magnoliopsida; Fabales; Fabaceae. The transcript is spliced from 7 exons. Gene Ontology annotation, cellular component: ribonucleoprotein complex. Bases 159 to 2135 code for a protein of 658 amino acids. The record is from RefSeq and is a predicted model, not a curated record. Gene Ontology annotation, molecular function: RNA binding.